GUUGUGAUAUGGCGAAGCGUCUCUUACAGUUGGUUACACGGUAGUACUCGCUACCUUUUUUCAUUUCCCUCUUAAUCAAAAUCCAUGGCAAAUCCAUGGAUUCGAACAACCUGAAGUACACCCUUCUCCUGUUCUGUGUUGUAGUCGGACAGUUCAGGGAAUCGCUGGCUGUUGGUAAGCUUGAACUUUUGAUCAGGUGCUCUGAUCGGUGUGAUCGAUCACUCAUUCGAGAACGCUCUUCAAAGCGUGAGAAAUCGACUCAUAUUAAUUCUCUGGGUUUUUUAGGCUGUUUUUCUGGGGCAGACUGUGAUGUUGGCGAAUACUGCAACCAUGGUAAGUUAGGAAGGGAUCUUUAAUACUGUAUUUUGGGGGUAAUUUUACUUAGAUUUUGAAUUUGUUGAUCUGUCGGUCUUUGAUCCAUCUGUUUGGUUCUGUUUUGGUCACCGGUUGAGUUUCCUAAAAGUUAAAACCUCUUUUGAAUUACUGUUGUGGAUGUUUAAUGUCUCACCAUAAAUCUAGAUUGUCAAGAAAACGAAUUCGGCGUAAUUGUACAUGUUUUUCUAAGGUACAUCCACGAGCACCCGUGAAAGAUAAAAAGGUUUGAUUUUUACAUAAAUUUACUCAAGUCGUCUUCACUUUGAAUGCGCUUCCCGCCUACUAAACGGAAUAUUUUUUCGUUGUCUUUUUGUUUUGGAAAACAACAUGAAAUCUUCGCCUGAAAUGUUUUUUAUGCCAAUUUUAAUGUCAAAAAAUUAUUGACAAGUGGUUUUGUACGCGAAUUAUUUUAGUUGUUAAGAACACGAAGAUACGGUAAAGCGCUCUCGAAUAAGGAAAUGUGGCAUAUUUUUACAUAAUUACUUUAGCUUUGACCGGAUUUCGUUCAGAAUGUUGAAAAAUAACCUGAAUAUUUUCCCACUUUUUUCUUUAUUUGACAAUGUUUUAUUUUCCCUUUUGUUGAAAGAAUGUACACUUAAAAAGAAAAUAAGACCGGUUUAACACAGGAUCAAAUGCUACGAUAAGAUUCGAAUAAAUGGUUCUUCUCUUUGAAGGAACGAUUUGCAUGUAGGCUGAUUAAUCGAAUAGAUCUUUGUAUUUAAUUAGUUAAGUUGGCAAUAUCAGUCCCUUCUUCCUCGUUUUCGAUGAAAUAUCCAUGAACCUUUCGAGAACUUAUCGAUCAUUUCGUACUUCUGUCGUCCCUGACACAAUAAAGCUCCUCUUGAUUAGUUGCGUAUUUUUUACGUCACAGAUGUGGUCACCCUUAUUUAUCUCGACCACUAUGCUUAGACUAGCUAUAUUCCUCUUGUUAGUGAGUCAGGAAGAGAUAUUGAGGAGGCAUCUAGACACAUCAUGAAGUCGUACUUUAUAUUAAGGGCAUUUCAUCCAUGCUUCGAAUAUCACAGAAAGAUAAUCAAUUCGAAAUGUUUGUGCCUUCGCAUAUUUUGAAGGUGCUUUUGUUAUCCUGAAAUUAGCGGUUCACAAUCUGUUUUCACAGUUUCAUCAUUUGGGUAUAAGUCUUUGAAAUGGAAAGUAAUGCUCCUAAUAACACGUCUCUGUUUCUGAAUUUCGGCGUAAUACAAGUUUUCCACUUCAUUAAUUUUUUUCACUUCGCUGAUGUUUUCACUUUCUAUGCGUCAUUGAUCAUCAGUGGCUUACAAAUCCACAGUUACUAUCACGAGUAUAGUGUUAACUCUCACUCGGAACAGGAAGGAAAGCAAGUAACUGAUGUGAGCUGCCUCUCUCAGUUAUCGGGAGUGAUGAUUUUGUUUUUGAAGAUUGAAAAACAAACGCGCGUUACACUACAAAAACUUCUGUUGGAACCAGUGUUUUUAGCUGGUUAUUAUUGAAGUCUAGGGAGUUACAGUCUGCUUUUUGUGGUUUUUCCUUUUCAAGAAAAGGAAUCGACCGGGGCCUUUUUCGGGAGUGGGCAAAACAAUCUAUCAUGGGAGGAAUUGAAAUUUGGGAGGGAGGGCUGCUUAUAUUUUUUUCUCAAAAAUGAGAGAUUUGGUAUGUUUUGUAAGGUCCUAAAUCCUCCCUUAAGGAUUAAAAUGAGCAUGAACAUUUUUUUUUGCCCACAAGAAUGCUACAGAUAUUUUAGGGAUUAGUUAGGACGCUUCUAGCAAACAAUAUUUUUUUUGCAUGACUAGUAGAGUGGAAAUUUGUUAUGAAGAAAGUUGUGAAACAUUUUUAUAGCUUACCUACCUUGAAAUUAUAAAAUCUUAUCUUUUCAUUGGUUUGCUUUUAUGCUUGGAGAUAGCAUGGAAUAUUCAGAGUAGUUUAGUUUAUUUUGAAGCCAUAAACAUUUUGCCAAUGGGAUUGUUUAUGUGUUCAUUGGUGUGGAAAACUUUAUGCCAGUGUAAACCCUAUUUUUAAUACCUCUCCUUCUGCAUACAAAUAAGCAAAGCUGCUAGCAACAUUUUCAAGGCAUGUUUGGCAAUUUUUCUUGUUCAUUAGCAGCAAUAUUUACUAUCUUCUGCACUCCAACCUUUAUUGUGUAAUUUUUUAUAUAUUCUGUUUUAGCCCUCAUACUGUCAGCUAUGGCAGCAGUGUUUGAUAUGCCAUCUGUCUGGUUUAAUUUUCAUUUGACUUCUUUUCCCUCCACAGCCUUUCGAUGUCAAAGGGAAAUAAUUUUUGACCCAGGUAAUGUUUUGUUUUAUUUUAUUUAUUGAGUAGAAAAAGGCAGUUGUGAUGAGCAGUACACAAACAUUUUAACUAUGAAAAAAUCAGCGUGCCCUUUAGCAAACUAUUACUUAGGUUCACUGGCCCAGAGCUCUGAGGAGCUAACUCAAUAUAAAGUUUGUCAUGAAUUGUAAUUAAGUGUCUGGGUAUAAUGUUAAGUUGUUGGUAAAUUCGUAAUAAAAUGGGUAGUACUAAAUAUUAAGAAGAAUUUGAAUGCGCAACUUGCGAUUUAAAAAAAAAACAUGAUAGCCCAAUGAGAAGUUUAUCUAGCCCUGGGCUAUACAACAGUUUACAAAUUUUGCUGUGGGGGUUUGGAUGAAGUCUUUUCCCUUUGAUUUAUGGCUUAAAACCAUAAAAAAUUGAAAAUGGCUUAAAACCAUAAAAAAUUGAUCAAGCAGGAAAUUGAAGGGGAAAAAUCAAGGAUUCUUAACUCACAAUACAAAUCAAGAAAUUGAGUGUAGCAAGAUAUUUAUUAUGCAGCUGAUUUGAGAAAAAUUGUCUCGGGACAAGUGUUAAAGUGCACAUGAAAACCUUGAAAGGUAAUGUGGGUAGUUUUCAGGUCAUGUUUCCUAGACCUCAGGAUUUUUUUUGAAAAUCUGAUUUGAUAUUGCUGUAAGAAUGAGGCAUAGUAGGUUUGUUGAAUUAAUUAAAUUGAUACACUCAUUAAAAUUCAUUUAUUACCAGAUACCCAGAUUACCAUUUGAGAUUGUCACAUGCACUUUUGUCCUUUGUUAUGACAUCCUUUCUAGCAAAAGCUGUGUAUCUACUGUGUGUCUGAUGGGUGUGGUCAACAAUUUCUAGUCAUAUGGUUGCUAAGGGUGCAAAUGACAUACACCUUAGUUUUAAAUUUAUCAGUUGAGAGGAGAUGUUUGGAUAAGAAGCAAUCAAAAUGUUUUACAUUUUUCUUAAGUGUACUCGGCUGACAUUUGCGAUGAAGUGUUAAUUAAGCUGUUUUCUCAUUCAUAUUUACAAUAACAUAAAAUCCAUGACUAAAUUCACAUGUCAGAAAGAAUGUUAUUUAUACUUGAACAGCUAAAACCAUGAAAUAGAUGUUAUUUCGUAUUGUUGCCAAGGUGGGGCCAAAGAGAAAAUUUACAGUUCCCAUGAGGAAAUGAGGAAAUGAGGAACUCAGACUUUUUCCCUAAUUACAUGUUUGUCACAAGACAAAAUAACUUAUUUCUAUCUUAUCAAACCUGAGUCUCAAAUUCAGAGUUUCUGUUAAAAUCUAAUUACUUUUACUAGAUUUCCAAAUAAAUGUGAUUGGCUAUUUGACAGAAAUGUUGACCAAAAUAAUUAUCUAAAUUUUGGCUUGUUUCAAUGUGAAAACCCAUAGCAUUGAAUUAAAAACUUUGCAUGUCUUUUACCAACUGUAAAAUGCUACUCCAUGUAAUCUUUUCAAACUGAAAAAGUAAAAGCCCAAAAAUCCAAACUGCCAUCACUCACUAAUAAACUUUUAUGGUUGAAUUGGGUUGGGGGUGGGGGGGGGGAGGAGGUGGUAACAAAUUUAGUUAAUUAUUAAUUUUUCUUUUUACUUCCUGUAAAAAAAACUUAUCAAGAACCCUGUGAUUUAAAAAAUUUCAAUCACACAUCUCUGUUGAAUAACUAAGACAGAAUUUCUCCUCACGAUAUCAAUGCAGUAUCAAGCAAACAAGUUAUGCAAAUUCAAAAAUAUAUCAAUUACGGGAUUAUUAAUUGAUCUGAUACCAAAUUCUCCAAACUGACAUCUUAGGAUAAAGGGGUAAGUUUCUAAAGAAACUGUGGUGCUGUGUCAGUUGACGAGUAUAACAGGGUAAUUUAGUACUAUCAAUUGAGUUGAUAACGUAAAUUGGCCACCGUAAAGAGUUUCAAAACUUACAUUUCAAGUAUUAGCCCUUAAUCAGAGGGAUUAACAAACAACUUAACCCUUUACGGUGGCCAAUUUACGUCAUCAACGCAGUUGAUAAUAAUAAAUUACCCUGCUAACAUCUUAGGAAUUGUAUGAUAAAUAGUAAGGAGAAAUACUAAAUAAAUAAGAUUUAGGAGUGAAAAGGGUUCAGAGGGAAGAGCAUCCCUAAAACCAUAACUAGAGAAUGGAUAUAAACCUGCACUUGAACAGCGCAGUUUGUCUACAGUUGUAAUAACCAGCUAAUUUUCAGGAAUUAUGUGAAUGCUUCUUCAUCUAAAGAUGUGACCUUAGUCCAUCUUGGUCAAUGAAUUGACUAAGUUUUUAGCUCUUUACCCUUUAGGGCCAUGGUAUCAAUUCUCCACACAUUCUACCAUAUGUGACCCUCCAUGGGAAAACGGACACUGAAAAGCGAAACCAUUUACUAUCCGUUUAAAUCUGUUUAAAUGGUUUGUUCAUCUGUUUAAAAAAAUUUGCAUCCGUUUAACGCUUUUGGUAAAACAUUUAAGUGGUUUGCUCAUCUGUUAAAAAAAAUUUGCAUCCGUUUAACGCUUUUAGUAAAACGUUUAAGUGGUUUGCUCAUCCAUUUAAAAAAUUUUGCAUCCGUUUAAUUUAAUCAGUUGUAAAAAAAUUCUUUUCAUUUAACGUUCCAAGGAAAACUUUUGACUAUUUGUUUAUCAUUCUGUUACGGGCAGUUUGAAGUAUCAAUCUUACGUUCGCUCAAUACUUGCCAGUCCUUGAAAUGCAGAAUGACCGUAUCUUAUUUUAGUUUUAUCUUUUCUGUGAUCAUAGAAAGCGAGUAAUUGUCGCAUCCUUAGACAAACGAGUUAAGUUAAAGUAUCCAUUUGUUCAAACAUAGAGCAUUGACAGCCAAUGAAGCCGUUCAUUUGACCACAAUCCUGCCAUCGGUCUUGUUUAAACAGUGCGCCUGAUCUUGUUUACAGAUUUGGUGAAAUCGAGAUAACCCUGUCUUGGUUCCCUUGUCAUGGUUUUGCUAAAUCUGCCACUCUCUAUCUGUUUAUAUCAUCUUGAUUCAUCUUCAAUGGCCCCACUUGGUGCAUGACACCAAUUCAACCUUUAAUUAGCAAUGGACUACAUUGUAUUAUUUGACCCUGUCAGCUUCUGACAAGGUCGCAGCAUUGCAUCUGCAGAUUUAUUUCCUGAAACUUCAAAACAAAAAAUCAUGAAGUUCAUUUUCAAUAACAAUUAGAAUAAACAAAGGAGGAUGUUGUGAGUUUCUUGCAAUAGCCAUUCAGGGUAUUUGGCAGUGAAACUAUUCUUGGUAAAUUGCGCUUAUUUCAUGAAUGUCACAUGAAAACGGCAAUAGUUUACUCAGAAAUAAAAUGUGCAAGUGUAUCCUAGCUAUUAUUUUUCAAAUUAUUAUACUCAAUGUUUUCUCUUCAAGAUAAUUAUCCAUUGUUGCUCGGAAAGUUUUUCCACAAAAGAUCUUAACAGCUCAACCAUAACUGUUUACAUUAAUUUUUAGCUCUCCGUUUGUCGAUUUUGGUCAAUCAUAUGUUUUUCAGUUUAAGCUACCCGUUUUUGGACUUUGAUGAAUUGUUUAACAUUUCGAGCUAUCUGUUUUUAAUUUUUGUCAACUGUUUGAAGGCCUAAGCUAUCUGUUUUUGGACUUUGGUCUACCAUUUAAAUUUUUGCCAUCUGUUUAAGUGGUUAUGGAAACCGUUUAAACACUUGAGUUAGCCCUUUAGUAUCCGUUUAAAACCUUUUUUCUACCAUUUAACAUAAAAGCAUUAGUGUCUGUUUUCUCAUGGAGGGUCACGUGAUUCUUGUAAUUGUGGCUCUAAGAAUCACAAAUGCCCUGUAAUUGUUAUUUUCUGAUAUUGCAUGGACAAAUUGUGGAUCAAUGUCAGCAGCUGAGCAACUGCAUACCUACCCCUCCCCUAACCCAACAUUAACCCUAAAUUGUUAUCAGUUGACUGUUUUUGGUUUAGGGGAGGGGAAGGUGUGCAGUUGCUUAGUUACUGACAUUGAUUUCAAAUUAUUUAUCCAUCUCUCUUGUUCUUACUUAAUCAGGAAAACAUUUCAUACAAAAAUUUUGUACUAUUUUUCAGAUUACCCAUCCUACCACAGACAACAGUCACAAGAAAGAGUCCAUAAUUUUAAUGAUUAUCCACAAAGCUUCAAUGACAGAAGAGAGGUUGCAGCAGGUCAGGAGGAUGACUCGGAAUGGAUGGAUGAAUAUGAGUACAAACUUGAAAAAGGGGAGAGAAAUUUGAGACUUAAUGUACCUUUAGCAAACAAUGAUAAUCACCACAAUAGAAGAAUUUUUCAUGAAGACCAUGGGCCUUUACCACCAGAGGUCCCUGUGAAUUGGGACAAGAUCAACAGCAAAAACGGGGGAAACUUUAGAUCAGAUAAGAGACAUCAAAAGACUGCUGAUUAUGACAGUUAUGAUAAUUUCAAAGCAAGGAGACUUAUACGACAUAGACAAGAUUCCAGUAGUGACACUGUAGGAAGUAGACAUGAUAUUAAAGAUUCCUCCCAAGGAAAUGCCAAACCUAAUGUAGGAAGGUCAUCCAAGAAAAGCUCUGUUUUCAACUCAGAGGGAAACAGUGGAGUGAGGUCUGAGGAGAAAUCAGAGGAUGCAAAUUCUUAUAUUGGUGAAAAGAAGGUAUCACAUGUACCCCUUGCAACUGGGAUGGAUUCAAUAGUGGCAGACAAUUCCCAUCUCCAAGGGAACCAGUUACAGACAGAAAAAGCGGCUUUCACAGAAGAGGCAGCAGCAGCAGCAGACACCAAGGUUGGUGCAGGAAAGGUCAUGGUGAAGGGAAAAGUCCAACAAGUCAAAGCUGACAUUGAUCAGGGGCCAAAUCCAGAGAAGACUUACAAGCGAGUGGAAGAUUUCUUUCAAUCUCAGAGAGAAAGCUCUAUUGUUGAAGUUCCAAAUUCUGUCAAAAAAGAAGAGGCUUCAAAGUUGUUCAAGGACAACUUUAUACCUGUAAAAGAAGAUGGUAGUGACCAGAUAAACAAGGAGCAAGGUAAUAUAUCCUUAUUCCUUUUACAUACAUGAACAACAUCCCGCACAGGCCUGAAUUUUUUUCAGGCCUCAUUUUCACUACUGCUCAAAUAGCGUUCAUUACUGCGAAGAUUGUAUUCAUAUUCACGUCUUUAUCCACAUUUCAAAAAUGUUAUUUUCAUAUAUUCACUGUCAUGAACAACAUUGAUUAAAAAUUUAUCAUAAAGAAAAAAUGAUUUGGAGAGCAAGAUUAAGUCCAAUCACAUGAUAAUAUCAUUUGUUGAUAGUUGUCUCAUGUUACAUACUCUUAUCAUUGUUAUAAAAAAUUUCAAUUUAAAUUAUACUGAAAAUUUUAUGUUGGGACAAUUUGCCACAGUGGAAAAUGGCACAAGUGAACUUAGAAUUGCAAAUUAAUCUUUUAGAAAAUAAUCUUCAAUUUAGUCCUGUAGAAAUAUGGAAUCGCUACUGAUACAAAGAAGCUAUUAAAACUAUAAUUAUAUUCAUAUUGAGGUUAUUAGUACUGCAUGCGAGUUAGUUCAAGGCAGUUUGAAUUUGUUCAUUGCCUUUCAGAUGAUUCCCCUUUGCACAAGGAUGGAGAAAUAAAGCUGUCUCUGAACAGAAAGUAAGUUUAAAACUUCAGCACACUUUAUUCAUUUUAUAUAUGAAAUGUCAGAAUAUUGUAGAAAUGUAAUAGUUUUGGUUUAUGAUUUAUUGCCACACCCCCACCCCCCCUUCUUUUUUUUUAGAUUGAGAUUAUUAACUUUGACAAAACCCAGUUCAGUUUAUUGAUUAUUAGCUGUUGAUAUGGUAUGGGACAAAUUUCUCCUUCUUUUAUGACAUUUAAAGUUUGUCGUCUUUACCUUGGUGUACUGGGACAACCAGAAUCAAAAUGUAAAUUGUUUGAAAAAUUUUUACUAAUAAAAAAAAUAGAACCAGUACAGAAAUAUCUUGAUAUAUACUGACAUAAUCUUUACCUCUCCAAAAUGCUUCAAGUCUUGUGGGAAAUUAGCUGGACGGGAAUUCCAUUUUUAUUUGUAACUUCACAAUUAUGCAGGAAAACUAGAAAUGUGCUUAUCUUUGAGUAGAACUUACAGUGGGUUUCCUGACCUUUCUUUUACCUGAUAUGAAUUAAAGAGCCCCAAAAAAAAAUAUUUGCAGCAUGAAUAAUUGAUGUACUAUAGGAAAAAGUGGCAUUAAACAUUUAGUAAUAAAAAAGAUAAUAAGUAAUAAUACUAACUGAUUAAAAAACAGAAAUUACUAACAAACUACAGUAACACACUGGUAAUUUAUAAUGGAAGUUUCGUGGAAAUGAAAAUUAUGAAUAUCUCUGGUGACUUAAAGUCAUUAAUUUUUUUUAAUGCACUGUGUACACAGCAUAACCACAUCCCAAGCCAAAUUACUUGCCGCAGCACUUCAGAAUGCGCUUUGGAACAAUGCACCAUCCCCCAUGUUUACUGUGAUGAAGUAAGCUAACAGACAUGUAAUCACCCAUUCCAAUAGAUCAGAUUGCAGGUUACAUACUGUUAACAGUGGAAAAACUGUGCUAUAUUUACAUAAUACAGUAUGUGGCAUACCCAGUGUUAAGUUAAGGUAAUUUCUUGCCAAGAGUGUAUCUGACUAACAAACUUUUACAUAGCAGUUUUAAAAAUUUAAAAAUUUUGGUUACUGAAAUUGGUUUUGCAACUCAUUGAAGAGAGCAAUUUUUUAUUUCUGAAAUUUUUAAUGUGUAUGUACUUUGUUGACCCAAAAAUGUUUUCAUUAACAGAUAAACACUUAAAAGUUAAAUCUGCUAAUUUUAAUCUAAGUAAUACAAGUUCUCUCUAACCAUUCAAUCCAAACAAAUUUGUCUUGUUUUUUCUCAGGCAAGUUGAAUUAUUUUAAUUUAUUUUGUUUGCUCUGAUGCCAACUCUUAAAUCUUCCUUUAAUUUGUAUUAUGUUUUUUUAACUUGCUAUUAGUAAAGAUUUUUGAGGAUGAAAAUAUCUCCAAGUGACUCCUUAUCAAUUCUCACCAAUAUUUUAUUAACCCUUUAACUCCCAUGAGUGACCAAGACAGAAUUUCUCCUCACAAUAUCAUACAAUAUCAAGCAGACAAGUGAUGAGAAUAAAGAAAAAUAUCAAUUAGGGAAUUAUUAGUUGAUCCAAUACCAAAUUCUCAAAACUAACACCACAAGAACUAUAUGGCAGACAGUAAGGAGAAUUACUAUUGAGAUCUUGGGAGUUGAAGGGUUAACCUCACUGUUGAAAUAUUCAGGUUAAGUCAAAUUCGUAACAUUGACUUGAGCAGAAAUUAGCUUAAUUAGAUAUAGCAGCAUAAUAUCUGAUAAACAGCUGGUUAUUAUUUUUUUUGUAAAGUAGAGGAAACAUUUCUCCACAUUAAACCUGCAUCUUGUUUGUCAUCCACAGAGUUGAAGAUUCCAAUGUCCAUGUAAGGAUGGCACAGACAAAGUACACACUUGAAAAACCCAAGGAUGUUGCAGAAAGGAUUAAAAAAGGUAAAAAUGUACAGGACUAUAAAUGUCAGGUCUUGUAAUCCAGUAUUUAUAAGGUUGUGCAAAUUAAUAACAUUAUUUUCAGAUUUGGAAAUUUAUAGAAAUGGGGAGUGGGUCCUGGGAAAGUCACUCAUUUAUUCCUCAGAAUAAAAAGUGAGAAAUACUUUGAUGAAGUUAUUGUAUUGUGAAACCCUCUUCUGGAUUUUUGGUUGUGUAGAACCCAAAAGUUAAUGUGAAGUCAAAGAAUUUUAAAGGUUUGGCAGAAUACAAAGUUGGUGAUUUUUUUUCACUGAAAUAGAGCUUACGGGACUCCUAGGUUAUGAUUAGUAAAUCUUACCAUUAGUUGCUCAGAUGAAGGGCUAACGCCAAAAAAGUCAGCCUUUAAACUCUUUACAGUGGCCAAGUUAAAUUUUCAACUCAGUCGAUAAAACCAAAUUACCCUGCUAUACUCUCUCACAGACACAUCACCACAGUUUCUUUAGAAACUUACCCCUUUUAUUCUUAAACCUUGCCAUCAGUUACACUGAUUUGAUUUGAGGUGUUAGUCUAAUGCUUUUCACUUUAGAGCUCAAGCUUUUAAACCUUUAGCUCCCAUAAGUGAUCAAGGAAGAAUUUCUCUUUGCAGCAGCAAUACAAUAUCAAGCAGGCAGGCGAUGAGAAUUGAGAAAAGUAUCAAUUUUAGGAUUAUUUGUUGGUCCAAUGCUAAAUUCUCCAAAGGAACAUGAUGAGGAUUUUAUAGUCGACAAUAAGGAGAAUUACUAAAGAGAUCUUGAGGGUUAACAAAUUUCAGAAGAAAAAUGAGAAGGAUUACCUGACCCAUGAAAAAUUAAACUAGUUUUCAUGUGUUAACACUUUUUUGUCGUUUUAUUUUGUUUAGAGCCCAGUGUUAAGAGUGAUGUUGCCCAGAACAGUGGGUUAGAGAUUGUUUCAGCUGAUUUUGAAGAUGCCUCGGUAAGUAGGUUUUUUUUUCCAUUGAAUUCUCUAAUCAGAACGUCGUUGAUAUUACUCAUGUUUCUUGCUGUUAAAUUUGAUAGUAUUUUCAUUACUUUACAUAAUUUUUUUAAACCUGGUAAGCCUUUAAUUAUUUAUUAACAUGUAACCUCUCCACACAAUUUUAAUACAUUAUUCAGAAAUCAGGUAAAGAGAAUAUAAGGGCCUAUCAGCAAUGCUAAAUUCACUUUACUGCAUUAGAAGGACAUAACAUACAGGAGCUACUUGUAGAAGGAAGAAUCGUUAAUCCUAUUUUGAUUUAUAAGAAUUGGUUUUAAAGUAAAACUGUAAAAUUUUAAUAACAAAGACAACAAAGAUAAACAAUUUCUGAGAAUUGCUAUCUGGAUAUAUAUUUGAUCUUCUUCAAUUUUGUCUUUAAGGCCCUUGUUUUAGUUCCUCUCUAGUAUAGAAAUGCAAUUGUGAUUUUUUGUUUAUUUUCAAGCAAUUUGACAUUACUUAAGUUUCCUGACAGACUAGGAAUUAGCCUGCUAUUACAUAACCUCUCCUAAUUCAUCAAAACAGAUUCAGCAAAUUUUGAGUUGUUUGGAGUUACUUGAUAUAUGUGUACCAGCCAAGUUUUGCGGAGUAUACUGCAUUUUUUUUAUAAUUGCUUGGAUGGGUUGUGUGUGAACAGUGAGUGAAGCAAGUAAAUGCUGUACUGAUCAACUGUUUUUGGCUAAAAUAAGAUUAGCAUGUAAAUUAAAGAUUCAGCAAAGGAGUCUUUGAAUCUUUCAUUAUUACAACACAAGGUAAUUACACUUUGAAAAAAGUGUCAUGUUAUACAUAGAAUAUUUUUUGGCCUAUUUUAGAAGUCUCUUUAUUUUUUGAGAUAACAAUUUUGAAGUGAAAUAAGUCUUCAGUAAGCCAGCAAAUAUUUUCAAAAUUUUAUCACAGUUACUAUCACAGCUUCAAAAUUCUAGUGUGGAAGAUUUAAAGAUUAAAUCCUUUUUUGCUUAAUCCAAACCUUAAAUUUAUGUCAAGAUAGUUCAGCAUGAAUUAGAUAAAAAUUAAAUAUGCAGUAGACAUGGUCUUAUAUGGAAAAAGAAACAUUAAAUUAUUCAAGUGUGUUAUUCAUUCAUUUCUCAUGAAUUAGUCAUAAAUUCAGCAGAAGGCUUCUUUGUUACUGAAAACUGUGAAUAAUACAUGGUCAAAGAAGUUUCAUUGAGUGAAAGCUUCUUUGAGCUGCAGAUAAAUUGAUACACCUGUGGUAUGAAACAGAAGUAAGUAUUUUGUGGGAAAUUUGCCCUUAGUUUUGAUUCAAGUUCUCUUUUGAAAAAAGUGGAGUGUAAUAUUUUGAUAGCUUCAGUAUUGUGUCAGUAAUGUUUCACAAAAUUUCAGAAUCUUUGUUCAGCCAUGCUUGAUGAAACUGAUAAUUUUCUCAAGUUGUACACAAUGGUUGUUGUCAAGCUUCAUUUCAAGCAUCUUUCUAUCUUUGAAAUGAUAGUUUUCACUCAUUGAUCUUGUAUGUUUGAUUAAGAAUGAUACUUCUCUGGUUCAAUUUCGCUCACUAAAUUGUUUGGCAUGUCUAGAGGACAAUUUUGACAGACUUGUAAAUCAGACUAUUGGGUUUAUUUAAAUUUAUAUUUAGAGGUGUUAUGCUAAUUUUGUUUCAAGUGAGAUUUCUUCCUAAUAGAGGUUGUUUGAUAGGAUUUUUCUUUCCUGAAGUUAAUGUUAAUAGUUUUCUUCUUAAAAGUAAAAGGUUUAUCAAUUUUGAAAGUAUCUUUUUUUACAAGUAAACCAGGCAAAUAGUUGUGGGAGCAGAUCACUGCAGAUGAAACUCUUAACUUGUUCCAGACUGUGUUUAGCAUUAAAUUACUUUAAUGAAGGAGAAACAUGCUUCUUAGUCUCCAUUCUAAAUUUAAGGAAGAACUUGUGAGAUUUAUUAUUUGCGACUAAAACCUUGAAUUUAAGUAACUUUUUUACUUUGUGAAUUCAUUUUAUUUGAAAAAGGAUUGGUAAAAAUUUAGAAUCUGUUACUUCUAGCAUUUACAAUCAAAACAAGAUAACAAUACAAAGCCACAUUCCAGCAAAUUAAUUUCUGAACUUGAAGAAUACAGUACCUAUGCUGUUUAUAUUACAAAUCUGAAGUAUUGAUAAUUGGGUGAAUUAAUCUUCUAGAGAAACAACAUUUACAUUGCUUAAAGCACAAAAUUAGAACUCUCAAAAACUUUAACUGUAGCCUUUAUUGUUCAUAUGUGAUCCUUUUAUUGAAAAUUGACUUGCUCAGAAACGCAUUUUUUUAUCGUAUAAACUUUGAUUCAACUGCCAGAGGCUUGAACAAUUCACUAACAAAUGUAACUUUCUCCCUCAUCAAAGAACAAGGAUGUGAAGGGACAACCUCAGAGGUCUGUGGAAACUCAGCAGCCAAAGUAUUUCCUUAUAACGAUCAUUGUUGUGGGCUGUGUGUCUGGAGUGAUUCUGACAGCAGUUGCAAUUUAUCUCAUAAUGAGAAGGUAAUUGUCUCUCUUUAACCCUUUUCACCCUGAUGCCAGUAUGCAUUUUCUCCACACUGUUUUUUUACAUUUCCUAUUGAACUGAUAAGGAGAAUUUGUUUAACAAUCAAGAGGUUCUUUAGAUGGCAAUCAUUUCCUUUAUUCUUUGACCUUAAUGUGUGAUUUAGUUGUGAUCAUGUCACUCUAAGGGAUUAAAUGGUUAACCCUUUAACUCCCAGAUCAAAUUUGUACUUCUCCUUACUAUCAACCAUACAAUUCUCAUGAUGUUAGUUCAGAGAAUUUAGUAUUGGAUCAACCAAUCAUCCCCAAAUUGAUAGUUAUUUUUAUUCUCAUCACUUAUCUGGUUAACACUGUAUUGAUAUUGUAAGGAGAAAUAUAUUCUUUCUUUGUCACUCAUGGGAGUUAAAGGGUUAAUAUAUACUCUUACAUAAAAUACUGUAUUUAAUUCAAUUAUCCAACUUGAAAGAAGCUUAUUCAAAGCUGUGUUCUCAGAAUUUUCAUCAGUGACCUUUAGGCAUUGGCCUUUGAUAUUUGUGGUGAGCGCUCCUUAACUAGAACAUAACUUCCCCUUACAACAUCAAUACAAUAUUAAGCUGGGAAGACUAUGGAAUAAAGGAAGGUAUCAAUAAGGGAAUUAUUAGUUGAUCCAAUACCAAAUUCUCUGAACUAACAUAAUAAAAAUUGUAAAGUAGACAAGGAAAAGGAGAAGCACCAAUGAGAUAAGGAGAAUUGAUAUGAGAUCCUGGGAAUGAAAGGGUUAACCCUUUAACUCCCAGAAGUGAUUAACAUAAAACUUCUCCCUUCAGAAUCCAUACAUUCUUCAGUAAACGGGUAAUGAGAAUAUUCAAACUUAUCAAGUAGAAGCUGCUAUCUUGAUCUAGCACCAAGUUCUCAUAACUUAUGUACAAGGAAAUAUGUAGCAGCUACAGAGGAGAAUUUACAAUCAGAUCCUGGGAGUUAAAGGGUUAAAGCUUUCAUAAAAGCAAGGUUACUUGUAUGUGAGUUGCUAAAAGGCAGAGCACAAUCUUAAGUAUUUUUAAGGGAUUUGUACCUAGCUUUACAUACUGUGGGAUAUUUAUUGAUACUCACUGAUAGUUUUAUUAAUGUUGAUCUCUAUUCAAUGAUUGGCCGUUGUCAGGUCUAAAUUUAACAAGUUGUCUUUUGUGUCUUUUUUUUUUUUUUUUUUUUUUUUUUUUUCAAGGCAUAAUGAAGCAAACUUCAAACCAGUCACUCUUCCUGGCCAAGAAGCAGCUGCUGAUUACCAGGUAAGGCUAUUUACUGAUAAUGACACCAAGUUAUAUCUCAUUGGGAAAGCUUGACUGAAAGUGGUUUUAACACUUGGUUAAACUAACAGGUUGCAAUCUGUAACUGACAAUCAGUGUGUUGCUCGCCGCUGUGAACUUUACUAUUAUUAUUGUUAUUAUUAUAGUAAUCUUAAAAAUUACAAAAUCUUCAAUUGUGAUUGGUGUAAAGAGUUCUCAUUUUCCACUGAUCCAAUGCCAAGUUGUUAUCAAACAGUUUGUUAUUAGACAGUUUGUUAUUGAACAGUUCAUUAAGCCAAACACAUUUAAAGUUGUAGUCUAAAUCAACCAAUCACAUUCGAAUCAACAAUCAAUUACAUUUUGAUUGUGGUCAAUUUCAGGGCAACAUUAAACAAUUUACACCUCCUUUGUCAAUCUUGUAAAUUUUCCCAUCCUUUCAUAACUUGGCUAUUCUUCUUUUUGAGGACAUUUUAAUUUUUUAGGAUUAAUUGGACUUUCCGUUGUCCAAGUCAGUCUGUAACCAUACUCAUGAAAAAAGGAAUCAGACUCCCACUGCGUGGUUGUCCAAUUUUGUUAUCACUUGUAUUACAGACCAAAUUGGACUCCACUCAGUCCUGUUACCAUUACUUAUUAAAAGAUGUUUCCCAGGAAGACAUAGAACAUUAUCUCAUUACCUUGAUACCAACAACAGUUUACAAAGGAGCAGCAUGAUCCACUUUUAAAUGUUUAGUAUUAAGUCAUCCUUUUUGUCAGGAACUGUGUCGUCAACUGCGAGCAACACAAGGGUGGGACAGUACACCAGCAAAGACCACACAUUUACAGCAUGGAGAAAAGGAGAAAGGACUGGGAAGUGGAAGAGCACCUAAAUACUCCUGGUAAGACAAAAAUGAGACACAAGUUUAUGUGUUGAUUACUGUAAGUUGUAAAUAUUACUGAAGAUAGGAUGGAGCUGACUGAUCAGGAAGAGAGGCUGGAGGUUUUUAUAUAAACCUGGAUCAAAGUGUUCCUGUCUCAACAAAGUAGUGAAAAUGGAUGUAUCGAUAAAGUAUCCACUAUUGUGAAAAAAAAAAAAAGUAGAAACAGGUAUCAGUUAUUUAAAAAAUUUGUGAUUUUGCGUGCUUAGGGUUUGUAAUGAACACAGGGAUUAAUCAAAACCCUAUGUUUAGGGGAAAAAGGGCAACCUCCAUUAAGAAAGUGUCACCUCCUUUAAAAAAAAGAUAGUAACACACAUUGUGUACGCAAAGAGUAUUUUAUCAGCUCUGAUGUAGGUGUAACCAUGCAUCACUUGACUUGAGGCAUCCCUGGAAUAGAGGUGCCUCAAAAAAGGACCAAGCUUCUUCUGUAUUUAAGACUUCUUAUUAACUUAGAGCAUACUGUGUAACAGAGUUGUUUAAUUUAUUCUAGGAGUGAAGAGCCUGUUGUACCCAACAUGGACAUUUCUACUGGACAUGUUGUUUUGGUAAGCAUUUUGUUUAUUCAUUUCGUCUAUAUACAAAUUCUCUGGUAGAAAAGAAAUCUGUUAACCAGUUUUGCAAACUUGGAAAAAGAACAAGCCAAAACUGAAAGAGGUGUGGAAAGCUUCUAAACUCCCAAUCCCAUGGUUCUCCUCCUAAUUGCAAGCUUUGUUCUAUGAUGAAGAAGCCAGAGUACACUUCCACACACUCGACUGCUUUUUUCUUCUGUAUUUUUUCAGCAGAAUGACUAUUCUGAAAUUGUUCUUGUUACAUGAAGUCUCAAGUAGCUAAUGAAUUUCUUAUGUUUUAGUCCUACAUGGAAGACCAUCUUAAAAACAAAGACAGGCUGAAUAAAGAAUGGGAGGUAAUGGAAUUGAUGUGUUUUCAUCAUUUCCCUGUUUUUGAGGUACUACAGUACAAUUUUUAAUCGACCAUGAAAAUAAAAUUCAGGACUCCAAUUUAUCACUCUGUUGCAGGCGUUGAAAUCAUAUGAAGCUGAGCCUAACAGCAGGGAAGUUGGAAAGCUGGAGAAGAAUGCAAGAAAGAACCGUUACAGUGAUGUUUUGCCCUGUAAGUAUUACUUAAGCUUGUGUGCCAUUGGCUUAUUUCUAUCAAUGCAAGUAAUGCUUUACUGCAUGGCCAGAACAGUGAGAAGGCAAGAUGGAAUGAAUCCUAUGUAAUGAAAGGGUUCUUGAGAACAUUCAUGAUUUCUUACUUUUCUUUUUUUUUUUUUCUAUUGAUUAAUUUUUUAACAAGGGAUUUGCAUAACAUGACUACUGUAUAUCUUGAAGACAGCCAAAAUAAAGCCACAUCUAGUUUUGUCAUUUUAUUUUUAUUUCUGUGGAUUAUACUUUGACCCCAAAGAGUGACCAGUAUCUUAUUUCUCCUAAUAACAUCACCCCUGAAUUACACAUGAAGGUCGCAAUAGUUAAGGAAAUGAUUACCAACUAAAGAUGCUCUUCAUUGUUAAACAAAUUCUCCUUGUCAGCAGCUAAGGAAAUGUAUAGGGAAUAGUAUUGAGAAAGUUCAUACUGAUGUUAAGGUGGAAAGGGUUAACCCUUUGACUCCAAGGUCAAAUUUGCAAUUCUCCUUAAUAUCAACCAUAGGAUUCUUAUAAUGUUAGUUCAGAGAAUUUAGCACUGGAUCAACUAAUUAUCCCCAAAUUGAUAUUUUUCUUUAUUCUCAUUACUUAUCUGGUUGAUAUUAUAUUGAUAUUGUAUGGAGAAAUUCUGUCUUGGUCACUCAUAGGAGUUAAAGGGUUAAGUCAAUGUGGGCCUUUCCUCUUUGGUCAACAUGGCUACACAGUAAUAUUUUUUGUUACCAUUCAGUGGGUGAUAUCCAUGUGUCCUGAAACUAAACCAUGAUGGAAAAUCUAAAAGAUAUAUUUACUUAUUUAUUAAAGGUAACAGAAGGGCACAGAACCUGAAAAAUAACUAAAAAGGAGUAUUAACACUAAGCAUUAAUCUGUAGAGAGUGUUACAAAAUUUAAAUCAACCUCCCUCCAUCUUGUAGAUGACCAUAACAGAGUUCUACUAAAAGAGACAGCAAGUGCCACAGGGUCAGAUUACAUCAAUGCAAGUUAUAUUGUAAGUUUAUUCAGUUGUUACAUUUUUUGUUCUCAUGCUUUUCUGUGAAUUGCAAUAAAGGAAGGCAUGGUUUUGCAUUGCGUAAGGCAUAUCAUUUUUCUGUUAUUUCACUAUUUCUCAAUAUGUGAUUUAGAGUAUGGAUCCAGGAGUCAUUGUUCAUCUGCUGACAGUGCUGGUCAGGUCAUUCAGUUGUGUUCUUGGGCAAAACACUCUACUUCCACAGCACCUCAUUCCUUGGAAUUGAACCAACCAAUUAUCAAAAAAAUUAAACCAGGGGAAUAAAUGGUUACCAUUGAAAUGUCAAGGAAACCUUUCAAAAGGCUAAGGUUAACCUGCUAUGGGCUCACAUCCCAUCCAGUGGGGAGGGUGAGGGGGAAGGGUAACAUGUAACCAUACUUAUUGUCACCUGAGGCUUAAGAAUUUGUGGAAAAGCGAGUCAGCCAUGUAAGUCCGUCUUGUAAGCUCCACAUUACCUCUUUAUACAACUUCAAGACAAACACUCCAGAAGUCUAAGAAUGCUAGUGCUGGUAGAUCUUCAGGGGAUCUGAUAAAAUUAUGUGUGUAGAGGAUAAGUGUGGUUUUCAGCUAUUGUGGCAACUUGUUUUCCUGACAAUUAAGGGAUGAGAUACGAGGGGAAAAAGGGCAUUUGCACCUUUGUUUAAAUGUAGGUACUCACAAUAAAUUUGAUUGAUUCCACAGACGGACCAUGAUCCCAAGAAUCCUACCUAUAUUGCAACCCAGGGACCUGUGGCUCACACUGUAUCAGACUUCUGGCAGGUAAAUAUGUUGGAUUUACUGUAUUAUUAUCAUUGAGUUUUUGUUGAAAUGUUCAGGAGAGUGGUGGGGAUUGUAUUGUUGUUUAAUAAAACACUCCAUUUUUGGAGUCUUGUUGAUAGCCUACUUCUAGUUUACAAUAUUAUAAGCAAUUUUUUGCACAAGCCUAUAUGUUUAGAGAAAACAUUACAUUAUGUUGUGUGCCUUGCAGAUGGUGUGGGAACAAGGUGUUGUUGUCAUUGUUAACUUGACAAAACUCUCAGAUCUUGGACUGGUGGGUGUCAUUGAAAUAAUCAAAAGAAUAAAUUACAUUAUUUUGGUAUUGAAGAAGUGUGAGCUUUAUAUGCAAUAACAUAAUGUGAACAUAAUCUUUUUGCCAACAAGAAAAUGUCAAGUUUUUCAAAGAUUGUUUGUGGCAAAUAUGUUUUUAGCAUAAGUUUGGUUCUUACUUAAGGCAACCAGCCUGCUGAUCCAAUACCAAAUUCCUAGAACUGGCAUCACAAGAAUUUUAUGGGAGAUAGUAAGGAUAGUUACUAAUGAGAUCUUGAGUGUAAGGGUCAACACAUUUCUUCAGGGGUUUCAAUAACUUUUUCCAUACAUGGCUGCUAAUGCUGUGACGAGCAGCUGUGCUGUAAUUUAAAAUCCAAACUCAAGAGCCCACUGGCAGGCUAAACAGAUGGCAGUGAGAGGUUCCACAGCAAUGGUUGACUGCCAAUGACUGGCUUUUAUUGAAACCCUUUUAUCUUUCUAGAAUGUGUAAAAACUUUCAAAUGGAAUGAGUCAUUGAAAAAGAAACUGAGCAACCAAUAUUUAUUAUUUUCAUUGCAGCCUCAAUGUCACAGAUAUUGGCCUGAAGAGCAGCAACCAAUUGUAACAUAUCGCAUUUAUGAGGUGAGCAAUUAUCAAAGGCUACUUGAUAACAUCGGUUUGGGCCUUGACUUUUGUUAGAGAUACAGUAGUCCUUACAAUGGACUCUUAACAGAGAGGUCUAAGUUCACCCAAGCCCUACCCCCUCCCCUUGACCCUUGACCAGUCAGUAGGCAUAGUAUGUUCCUCUCUACCAAGGAGCAUAAGGGAGACCUGAUGAAAAAAAAAGGGGGGGGGGUGGGUGGUACAUCUCUGAUAUGCCAAUCUCCUGUUUAAGUACAGAACUAAUACUACACUUUUUAUACCAGUAACCUUUUGCAUCUUAACACCAGAAUGUAUAUUUUCCAUACUAUUCUUAAUAAAUUUGCCUCAGCAUUGACAAGGAUAAUUUGUUUGAUGAUUAAGACCCUUAUCAGUUGGUGAUUAUUUUCUUUAUAUUUGAUUCAGUGGUGAUACUGUUAUGAAGGAUAAGAUAGUAGUCGUCCAUUGGAGUCAACAGCUAACUGCUGAUUUUCUAGAGGGUUUGGUUAUUAUGUUGACUGGCCAUAAUUGGAAAUGAAAACUGUUUGAGCCAGUAAGAAAAAGAUUGGGAUUACCAAUAGAGAUGUUGUUUAUCUUUUGAUGAUAGGUUCACCUUGUCUCUGAACAUAUAUGGUGUGAAGAUUACUUAGUACGAAGUUUCUACUUGAAGAACCUAAAGGUUGGUCUUGAAUGCUCAAAAUUUUCCUCAGGUCUACAGUCACUCAAUAUGCUGUAUUUGAGCAGAAUUCUGUUGAUCAUGUUGUGUUGUAAUGUAAUUGCAAAGCAUGGUUCAACAUAGUUCACAAAAAACUUGGAUCAGUAUCAGUAUCUGGGUAACUGCCCACCUACCCCUCCCCUAACCCAACAACAGUCUAUUGAUAUCAACUUAGGGUCAAUGUUGGGUUAAUGGAGGGGUAGGUGGGCAGUUGCCCAGAUACUGAUAUUGAUAUUGAUCCAAAAACUUAGUUGAUAAAACCAAAUCAUAUUGUAAUGCCUCCCGCUGACACAGCACCACAGUUUCUCAACAAACAUAUCCCCUUUAUUCAUUUGUUGCUUAGAAAAUGACUUACUUAAUUAACUUAACACAAAAGUUGUUCAGAGUCGCUCUAAAGUACAAAUGUACAUUAACUUAUUGUACUUAAAACUUUGUUUCUCUUUUAAUUGUGCACUAAUGUUUAGUAAAGGAGAAGUUUUUCAGUAAUAAUUUUAUUUCUUUUCUGUUAUCAACAGACUAGUGAAACAAGAACAGUCACCCAAUUUCAUUUCCUUACUUGGCCUGAUCUUAAUGUUCCUUCAACACCAAAGCCUCUUCUGGAAUUCAGAAGGUAAACUAUUUUAAAGCAAUGCUAGUUAACUUUGAAACACAAUUCUAAAGAACAGUGGAAUUGUUGAAAGGGUUAAAGCAAGGUUUCAGUCUUCCAUAAAGAUUCCUCUUGAGUUAAAUUUCAGGAGAAAACUGUUGAAGCACUUGACGCUAAUUUUUGUUCAAAGAGUGAUGUUGAUGUUGACUUUGCUUUUGCAGCUUCUGCAAAACUAUCAUACAGUGUGAACUGCAAAGUAGGCAUACAUAGAGAAUGUUUCCUCUCAAACAAGGACAUGAUGAAACAUGAUGAUGAAACUUGACUUAAAAUCAACCAAAUUUCUUCUGCAGGAAAGUGAACAAAUGCUUCAGAGGCCGAGCCUCUCCUGUCAUUGUACACUGCAGUGGAGGAGUUGGAAGGACUGGAACCUACAUACUGAUCGAUAUGGUGCUGAACAAGAUGAUGAGAGGUGAGUGAUACCAGCUUUUGGCACGGUCAUGUAAUUGGUUAAGGAAGGAUUAUUGGGUAUUUGUUUGAUGGUUGCCUGGUGAGUCAAGCCAAUUAAAUAGAAAGUGACAUUUUGACUAAUUAUUUGCACAAAGGCUUACAUAGUCACAGACAAAGUGGAAACUUUCAAUAACAAGUUCUAUAUUGUUUUUUUAACUUCCACAAGUUAUUGGUCUUUUCUUAAAACCAGUGAUGUAUGUUUAGUGAGCUUACAAGGGUGUAUUAAGCUGAAAUAGAUGCCUCUGUUUGCUAAUCUCAGGAGCCAAAGAAAUUGACAUUGCAGCCACAGUAGAGCAUCUCCGUGACCAACGUCCUUCCAUGGUUAAAACUAAGGUAUGUUUUAAAGACUACAGCUUUAUUGUACAACCCUCUCAAUGUCCCCUUUUUCCGAGAGGGUGUCCAAUCCUUAGAUCCUGGUGGAUUGUGUGAGAUUUACAAGUAUGUUGUACAACUUUUUAUCACUUUCAAGGAUAUCUCUCAUAAAAUGAGUGGCAAAUGUAUUUGGCACACUUUCCCUUAGUAAGUGGUUAACAACCCUUCAUUCAACAUUAUUAACAGAAAUCUUGUAAUUCUUCUCACUGACAAGCAAGCUCUACUCGAAAGUACCCAAUGAGUACAAUCCAUUGUCUUUAUCUCAGCAAGAUCUACUUGUGGUGUCAUCUCAACAAUUAAAGUUACCUUAUUUUAUUUGUUGUUUGCAGGCUCAGUUUGAAUUUGCCUUGACAGCUGUUGCAGAAGAGGUGAAUGCAAUCUUGCAAGCUCUUGCCAAGUGAUAAUCAGUGACUGGAAAAAGAAGUAUUAUAUCAAUUUAAUUUAAUAAUUUGGGAAUUUCACUCUGUUGAGUUAGGUCUAAAAAGGCCAGGCAACUACUUUUUGUGAAUUUGGUGGUGAGCUGUUUGUUUUGACCAAAAAAUUUCUUCAGAUCUUUGUUUAUAUGAUUUUUAUGACUGAAAAAAGGUGAAAAGUAUCAUUUUAGUGAUAACAAAUUUUGUUAACCCAGAAAGUACGAAUUUUUUCAUGUUUUGAGGCAGAGCCCUAUUAACUCCUAAAAAGAGUUACUACUGAGAUCUUGGGAGUUAAAGGGUCAAGAAAAAAAGAAAAAUUAAGUUAUUCUUUCCUUUAAGUUUUCAUUUUGAAAAAAUGGGAAGAGCUUUUUGAAUAUGUUUUCAGUCAUCUUUCUGUAUGAAAGUGGAUCUGUUUUGCUCAGGAAAGAUGUAGAAGUGGGAGAGUUUUGUUUUACGUUCUCUCUUAGGUCUUUUCAUUUUAAUAGGAAAGAAUGACUUACGUAUGGUGGAAUUUAUUCCAAUGUAAUUUAGUUCUGGUUGUAGAUAUUCCUUAGUUUGCAAGAUAUUUAUCUGAAAAGGAAGAGAGUGUAUGCCCCGAGGGUUUUAUCGGUGUUUCUCCAAAGUGGAUUAGAAAAGAAUCCAAUGGGGAGAAAACUUUUUCUUUUUGCAGAAGUACUUCUUAAUACGUUCUGCUCACAAUGGACCUCUGUCAACUUUGAAGGAAUGAAUUUAUCUUUGUGUGAUGACACAAAAAAUAUAUAUUGAUUUGUGAAUUAAUUGUUUUGCAUGAUGAUGUGACAUAGAAUUCUUUCUUUGUGGGUAAUUAGAAACCAGAUUUGUGUUGAAGAAUUCUUAAUAACAAUUCGUUUUAACUCAAGAAGGCGAGGCAAUCUACUUUUGGUUGACAUUUCCAUCCUAUUUCUGGAGUGGAUGAAGAUUGAUUGGACCAUCAAAGGGCUUAAUGAAGGUUUUACACAUUUUGAAGAAAUUUAGUUGUUGAUCAAGAAAAUACUCGAUAGUUAGUAUGAAUAGAUUUGAAUUUCUAAUUUACUGGAAAUUUUUAGGUGAUUCUUUCGCCUCAGAGAUAUAAUUUUAUGUCACAAUAUCACAAAGUAAGGGGAGCUGUAUUCAUUUGAGAUGUUUCGGGUGCUUAACCACAGCAGUAAAGUAAUCUUUUUACUGACGUUGAUCGUUAUUUUCCAAUGUUUUCUGUAUUAUAAUUUUUAUUCUUAAAUAACCCAUAGAAAAAUUUGGAAUGGAGAUCUGACAGGAGUCUUAGGGACAUUGAAGUAAUAACCUAAAAAAACUAGAGAAUAGCUAUUAGUUUUAAGGAGAGGGGUUGAGAAAUUCUUCAUGUUUCUUAGACACCUGAGGGAGGGGGGCUCAUUUGUUUGACACUGGAAAACAAUUUUUCUGUGGGUUUUUUUUCUAAGGAAAGUCAAAACAUGCCUUUGGUGUUCUUGUAGAACUCUUCCAAAACUUUUGUUUUGUCAGAAAUGAUGAGUCUUCGAUCUUGCUAAAGUGGUACAUAUAUGGACCAAAAUCUUUAUUCUUAUCUUCGUGAACUUAGCUUCUCUCGUACUCAGAUAAGUGUUGGUGCAAUUUUACAGGAUCACGGAAGAUGUUUUGCCUUUCCAAAAUACAAUCGCAACAUCAGAAAGAGAUAUAUAACCACCAAAGAAUGAUAUAUGCCAAAUAUGAAAAACGUUCUGAAAUUCAAACCGCUUAACCUCGUUUCCCGUAACACUAGAUGUAUAAAAGUUACAAAAGGACGAUAUUAUUUUUAUUUAUAUUUUUUGAGAAUGACUCAGGGAAUUGUUAAUUUGGUAUUCUGCGUAAUGUAAUGUAAUGUUCUUGCUAUGGGACAAAAUUAAGUGGCGUAACAGUUAAAUUUAUAUUGGGAUAUCAUUUAUGCACUGUUCAGCUUACAAAUGUUUCUACACGUCACGUCAGGUAAUAAGUUAGUGAUGGGCAUUUCGAUUAAGUGUCGUUAAAUCAAAAUAAUCAGGACAGCCAAUCAGAAUGUAUGAAUUAUCGCUAGGAGCCAAUGGAAACUCGUAGCUGGUUCAAGCCCGGGAAACGCGGGUGACCAAGUGGCUGUUGGUUUUAGUUUUGACUUUGAUUGGUUGGGAGCAUGGCAUGAUUUUUCUCCUCCAAUCAAAGAACGCGGAGAAGCAAAAUACAACGCAAUCUAAAUGCAGUCGCAUGUUAUUCUUCACAUUCACUACGUUUCCUGACUUAGAUGUAAAACUAUGUUAAAUCAGCAUUCUGAUACCUGUUGUCUAAAAGACGUCCGGGUAAUGAAAAUUACUUUAAAUCCUUAUUGAAAUUGAUGGUUAUGUCCUAAGGGUUCCUCUGUCGGUCCGUUUUCCGCACACGAGUGCGUGAGUUGCACCGACUGCGGUGAAGAUGCAGAGGAAUUUGAAUCUUAAUAAGUUGUGUCUACAUCAAUCUCUCUGGGAACGAUUAAAUAAAAUUGAACUUUACUGAAC
Messenger RNA from Pocillopora meandrina, 24516 nucleotides. NCBI's taxonomy places the organism in Eukaryota, Metazoa, Cnidaria, Anthozoa, Scleractinia, Pocilloporidae. The record is from the annotation of a GenBank genome assembly.